Spodoptera frugiperda (fall armyworm) is the source of this 782-nucleotide messenger RNA. It is a transcript of the gene Taf12, whose product is annotated as transcription initiation factor TFIID subunit 12. The transcript is spliced from 3 exons. Bases 135 to 668 code for a protein of 177 amino acids. The record is from RefSeq and is a predicted model, not a curated record. Gene Ontology annotation, cellular component: SAGA complex; transcription factor TFIID complex; SLIK (SAGA-like) complex. Gene Ontology annotation, biological process: DNA-templated transcription initiation; RNA polymerase II preinitiation complex assembly. Lineage: Eukaryota; Metazoa; Arthropoda; Insecta; Lepidoptera; Noctuidae. Gene Ontology annotation, molecular function: protein heterodimerization activity; DNA binding; TBP-class protein binding.
AAAUUGUCAAUGUCAAGUAGUGAAAUCGUCAAUCAAUCGUGCGUGUUUAGCAACAAAGAAUCAUAAAAAUAAAAAUCUGAACUGUAUUCAGAGUUCUAGCUUGAUUUUAUAAAAUAAAUUGACAUUAAUUCAAAAUGGCUAAUAAUUCUAUGGGACAAGGCGCUAAUAUGCCGACGAUAGGCACGAUAAAUCAGGGGACUAUUCAGUACGUAAACAAUCCGAUUCAGAGUCCUCAGCUGCAGGCUACCUCGAUCCAGGGCUCGCCAUCACAGCACAGUCCUAUGGGUACACAGUCCCAAGUUGGAGCUAAAGCCAACCAGAGCGGCGCUGGAGAUCAGACCACACAGCUGCUAAGCCGGCCCCGUCUUCAAGAACUGGUCCGAGAGGUGGACCCCACAGUGCAGCUUGAUGAAGAAGUUGAGGAGAUGUUGCUGCAGCUUGCCGAUGACUUCAUUGACACCACCCUGAAUGCCGCUUGUGCCAUGGCUAAGCACCGGCAUGCACCUAAUGUGGAGUUGAAGGAUGUUCAACUUCAUUUGGAACGACAAUGGAACAUGUGGAUCCCAGGAUUCGGUAACGAUGAGCUGCGGCCGUACAAGCGUGCAGCUGUCACUGAAGCACACAGGCAGCGCAUGGCACUCAUCCGCAAGACCAUCAAGAAGUAUUAAUACCUACAAAUAUUGUCUGUGGUUUUUGUUUAUAAAUGUUUAGGUUAUUGUUUUUGGUUAAGAUGUAAUUUUAGGCUAAGAUUGAUUAAAGAAAUUUCAAUUUUUUUUACUUAA